CUAAUUAUUGUUUGAACUCCUCACCCAUCUCUAUGUACUAGACAACACCUUGUGUCAUAUAGUAUUUGGAUCAACGUACGACCAAUCAGUUAACAAUUGAUUGAUCUAUCAUUGAGCUAUUGAGGAAUAAUAGGAGAUUCGAUAAGUUAAUAUUGAGGUAACUGGAAACAGUCCACUGAUUUUAUCCGUGAACUAGCAAAAGAAGACUUUGUGAAGGAGCAAAAAUAACAAUGGCCGAUCCAGUAAUUGGUGCUACUGUUCAAGUUGUGCUUGAGAAGCUGCUUUCUCUCACUAUUGAGGAGGCCAGAACUUUAAGGAACUGCAAGAAAAAUCUCAGAAUGCUCACAAAAUAUGUAUCCAUCAUCCAAGCUUUCAUUCAUGAUGCUGAAAGACGACAAGUCGAAGAUCAGGCUGUGGAAGAAUGGCUCAAGAUGCUUGAGAGAAUUGCUGAAGAUACUGAAAAUGUGUUUGACAAAUUCACAUAUGAAUCUCUCAAAGCACAAGUGAUGAAAAACCCAACCAAACUAAUGGAAAAAGUCAGUAGCUUCUUUUCUAAUACUGCUUUUAAGUACAGAAUGUCUCGAAAAAUCAACAACAUCAAUGAAGAGUUUAGGGCUAUCAAUCAGUUAGCCAAUGACCUCGGUCUCCAAUCACUGACUGUUCCUUCUCGCAAAAUACUACAAAUCAGAGAAACAGAUUCCUUAGUAGUUGCUUCAGAUGUUGUUGGUAGAGACAAAGAUGUUGCUGAAAUAAAGGAUAAGAUGUUGAACAUGAGAGAGGAAGUUGUUCUGUGUGCCAUUCCCAUAGUGGGCAUGGGGGGUUUAGGGAAAACUACUAUUGCUAAGAGAAUUUUCAAUGAUGAAGAGAUCGGAAAGCAAUUUGCAAAGAGAGUUUGGUUGUGUCUACCUGAAAUGUCAGACACUAAGAGCUUUCUUCAACAGAUCCUCCAAUCAUUGACAGAGCGGAAACUUGAGGUCCAAACCAGGGAUAUAAUAGUCAAGAAACUCCGAGAUGAAUUAGGAGGAAAAAGAUAUUUGCUUGUCUUAGAUGAUUUGUGGCAUGUUGACCUUCCAGUGUGGGAUGAGUUCAUGGACAGCUUGAGAGGAAUAAAUACUUCCAGAGGAAACUGCAUUCUUGUGACGACUCGUAUGAAACUGGUGGCAUCCACAGUAGCAGCAGUAGGUCCUCAUAUGUUGGAAAAAUUAGCAAAAGAUCAUUGUUGGUCGAUUUUCAAACAAAGAGCAUUUGUUGAUGGGGAAGUUCCACAGGAAAAACUGAGUGUGGAGAACAGGAUUGCUGAAAUGUGUCAAGGUCUACCGUUGGCAGCAAGUGUUUUAGGAGGCCUCUUGCGCAACAAGGAGAAGCAUGAAUGGCAGGCAAUUCUUGAUGGAAACCCCCUUGUUGUAGGUGAAAAUAGCUUAAAGAAAAUCCUAAAACUCAGCUAUGUUUAUCUACCAUCUCCAUAUCUAAAAAAAUGUUUUGCUUACUUUGCAAUGUUUCCAAAAGAUUAUAAGUUUGGAAAGGACCAACUAAUCCAACUCUGGAUGGCAGAAGGGUUUCUUCAUCCAAGUCAAGAGAUCCCUGUGAUGGAAGACGUAGGGAACAUGUUUUUUCAACUUUUGUUGCAAUAUUCCUUGCUGCAAGAUGUUGAGCUAGAUAAGAACAACAAUAUAACAUGCUGUAAGAUGCAUGAUCUUGUGCAUGAUUUGGCGAGAGAUAUAUUGAAAUCUAAAUUAUUUGAUCCAAAGAGAGUUGGAGGAGAAAAUCUUUCUCAAGUCCGAUACUUUGGAUGGGACUCACCAAGUGAUCAAAUAGAGAGGAUAAAUGAGCCAGGACGUUUGUGCACAUUGUUUUGGAAAAGAAAUCUAUCUGAAGAUAUGUUGUUGAGCUUUCAGUUCUUGAGAGUUUUAAAUUUGUCCAGGUCAGGCAUCAAGGAGUUGUCAGCCAAUAUCGGCAAGCUAAUAUACUUGAGAUAUCUUGAUCUCUCCAACACCGAAGCUUCCAGAAGAAAUGGCAAAUAUGAUAAGUUUGAGACACAUCUAUUGCAACUAUCAUUACCAAUCAGCUUUUAG
Solanum stenotomum is the source of this 2072-nucleotide messenger RNA. Its product is annotated as putative disease resistance protein RGA1. Bases 231 to 2072 code for a protein of 613 amino acids. Gene Ontology annotation, biological process: defense response to other organism. Gene Ontology annotation, molecular function: ADP binding. NCBI's taxonomy places the organism in Eukaryota, Viridiplantae, Streptophyta, Magnoliopsida, Solanales, Solanaceae. The record is from RefSeq and is a predicted model, not a curated record. The transcript is spliced from 4 exons.